UGAAAGCAGCGGAGUGUGGCUGAGUGGAAAGGGAGGAGCACCGAGCAGACAGCAAGGUUACACACGAGGAGGAAUUAAACAAAGCACAGACAGGGACAGAGAGGAAAGGACAGGCAGAGCUGUUGAUAGUAGGUUUACAUCUUACCUCAGCACUAAUUACUACUUUUUCACUGCAGCAGAAAGAAAAGAAACAGAAACUAAGAAAGAGAGAGAGCGAGAGAGAAACAGCAAAGCGAAGGUGCAGCUGAGAAGAGGAAGAAAAGGAGGGAGUAGCGAGAAAAAAGUUAGAGACAGCAGUUUAAAAGAAAAAAGUCCAGGAGAUUAAAUUGAGGAAGCGAAACCAGAAGGGAGAGACGAGGCUCUGAGGAGUGAGCGAGGGAGGGAAAGUAAGAAAACUGCAGACACUCAUUGACAGAGAACACUGGACUUAACUCCACGGUUUACUGACAUCAGCAAAAACAAAAGAAGAAGAGCGUCACCAAAAAAAAGAAAAAAAGAGGUCACUGUGGUGGUGUGUUGCCUGCCUGAGCUUGUCUACUAUGCAACCGAGUCAGCUGAGAUAGACAGACUCAAGCACGAUCCCACUGUUUACUUCAAAAAAAAAAAAAAAAAAAAACGACACUUCUCCCGGUAUCAGCACCAUGUUGAUGAAAGAGUACCGCAUAUGCAUGCCACUGACUGUGGAUGAGUACAGGAUUGGGCAAUUGUACAUGAUCAGUAAGCACAGCUGUGAGCAGAGUGGUGGGGGAGAGGGGGUGGAGGUGGUGAGGAAUGAGCCAGAUAAUCACCCCAAGUACGGAGCGGGACAGCUGACCGAGAAACGAAUCUACCUCAGCAGUAAACUGCCAUCUUGGGUAAAAGCAUUUGUCCCUCGAAUUUUCUACGUUACGGAGAAGGCCUGGAACUUCUACCCAUACACCAUCACAGAGUACUCAGUAUCAUUCCUCCCCAAGUUCAGCAUCCGUAUUGAGACAAGAUUCGAGAACAACAACGGUGAUAACGAUAACGUGUUUGGGGACAAGCCAACCCCAGCAGAGAAUGUGUGUUUCCUGGAUAUCCUGAGUGACCCCAUCCCUGAAAAGCACUACAAAGAAUCAGAGGACCUGAGUCUGUGGCAGUCAAGUAAAACUGGCCGAGGACCUCUGGAGAAGGGCUGGAGGGACAGCCACAAACCUGUCAUGUGCUCCUAUAAGAGGGUGGAGUGCAGCUUUGAGGUCUACGGCUUCCAGACCAAGACAGAGGAGUUCAUACAUCGAAACAUACGAGACAUUCUCCUGGUUGGCCACCGGCAGGCAGUGGCAUGGGUAGACGAAUGGCACGGGCUCUGUUUGGAGGAGGUGAGAGAGUACGAGCGGACGAUGCAAGAGAAGACCAACAGCAAAGUCAAAUGCAGCCAGAACAGCACAGAUUCAGGGGUCGUCCCUCGUCCUGCGUUUUUUCGCUCCAUCUCUGUGACAGAUGAGCGCAGCCUUAAGAAGAUGGGAGUGACCACUGCAGCCGUACCUGACCCCUCCCACAGUACCAUUCGCCUGAACUCAACCCCCGAAUGACGCCUCCCUCUCUCUCUCACACAGACACACACACCUUGCACAGUGCAAACACAACUCAAAUACAGUGUCAACAUUCACCAGAGUCAUGUGAUGUCAUCUCUCAAAUAUGAACACACCCAUAUGCAAACAGCAACAAGAUCCAACAGACACCGUUUUUUGGGAAAAUGCUUUGUUGCUUUCUGGAGCAGAGUAUGAUAUCAAUACCUUCUACUUCUUUUUUGCCUUAAGUUACUGGUUCUAGCUCAGGGAAAAAGUACUUCACUGUUGUUUUUCUAUGACUUUAAGAAAAGAAAUUGUGAGCUGUAGAAAUGUUGGUAGGGAGAUUUUGUUACUUUUGCGAGAGCCGAGCUUGAUGUUCUCUCUGUUUUCUGUCUUUGUGUUAAGCUAAACUAACUGGCUGCUGGCUACAGUUUCUAGUAUCGAUCUCUUCAUCUAACUCUCUGCCAAAAAGCAGCACAGAGCAGUUCCCAAAAUACUAAACUAAUCCUCCAGCACCACCUAAGAAUUAUUCAUUACUUUUUACUUUGUUCAUAUGAAGUAUGUUACAGAAUGCCGCUCAAAUGCACAAGAACACACAAGCGCCUUGUGUCUACUCAGACAUUUUCUACAAAUAACCUUCAAGUGUCCUCGACAGAUUGUAAACACGGUGCAUUUCAGCACUUUCUCUCAGUUCCUCUGUUAGAGUGGAGUGCAGGACCCCCAGCAGGGCUCUACGAUUGUUUCCGAGCCCCCAACCAGCAGCGUACAGACAGAUGCAUAAGGAGUUUAAUAGAGUGGAUCUAAUGAGAGAGCAUGAGAGAAGGGGGGUGGGCUGUCAAUGCAAUGGAUCAGCUCCCCCUCCCCACCUCAGCCAAUAGGUCAGACCAGGUGUAUUGACAGAAGGUAGUGAGGCAUUGUAUUGGUUCCUUGAUUGCUUAGCUGAGUGUUGGGCCAAACGCGAGCUAAACUUCAAUUAUGUAUCAAUGGGGUGAGCAUUUAUAACAUUAUUAGCUCAUGUACAUUUAAAAGGAGAAUGGGUUCUUGUCACCGGGUAUUAAUUAUGUAAACUGAAUAGAUGUAAGUUGUAUGAUAAAGUGUUACAUACUGCUGUUGCCUUUUUUUGUAAAAUUACUGGAUUUUUAAAUAGAAUCAGAUGGAAAAAUCAUAUAGAUGUUACACUGUAUAGUCUUUUAUAACGGCUCUGAUUAAUAAAUACAAAUUCUCUCUAA
This is a messenger RNA of Oreochromis niloticus (Nile tilapia), 2758 nucleotides long. It is a transcript of the gene pitpnc1b, whose product is annotated as phosphatidylinositol transfer protein cytoplasmic 1b. The record is from RefSeq and is a predicted model, not a curated record. Gene Ontology annotation, biological process: phospholipid transport. The transcript is spliced from 10 exons. Lineage: Eukaryota; Metazoa; Chordata; Actinopteri; Cichliformes; Cichlidae. Gene Ontology annotation, cellular component: cytoplasm. Gene Ontology annotation, molecular function: phosphatidylinositol binding; phosphatidylinositol transfer activity. Bases 642 to 1550 code for a protein of 302 amino acids.